AUGAAAGCCAUGAAAGCCAUGAAGGCCAUGAAGGCCAAGAAGGCCGCCAAGCAGGAUGGCAACACGAGGGCAAUGAAAGCCAUGAAAGCAAUGAAGGCGGCCAAGGUCCAACACAACGACGGCAAUGUGAGGGCAAUGAAAGCGAUGAAAGCAAAGAAGGGUCAGCAGCGAUCGGGUCAAAGUGGCUGGCAAGCAUGGCGAAAAAAGCAAGGUUCUGCUGAGAAGCAAGCCGUACUACAUGCGCAGGCACCUGAAGGCGAAGAGGACAACACGGACAACACGGACAGCGAGCAGGAGCUGCCCGGCAACGAGAAAGCCACGCAAACACCUCCGAUUAUCAGACGUUUGCGAAGAGCACGUGACAUUGAGGAUCGCUUGAAUUGCUUUGUGUCGGCAUGCAAAUACUUUCGUGUCGACAUAGGCAUGCUGGUCAGUAUGGUUAUUGUGAUCACGACAGGACCUGCGACUGGAAGGAUAUGA
Molecule: messenger RNA, 480 nt
Organism: Symbiodinium sp. CCMP2592
Lineage: Eukaryota; Dinophyceae; Suessiales; Symbiodiniaceae
Source: the annotation of a GenBank genome assembly